UGUAUUCUCCCACUAUAUAUAAACACAACCCAUCAAAGAUCUCAAAAAAGUUUCUCCUCAGAAACCCCACAAAACUCCCCCCUCAGGAAUAGCAACAAGAGAGUCUAGAGAGAGAAACAAGAGAGAGAAAGUGACCGGUGGCUUCAAUGGCGGCCGCCGACGGAGUCUUCAAGUGCGUGUACGAGGGCUGCAUCGCCGGCUGUGACACCGCCAUCGAUCGCCGUCCAUACCACCGCAAUUGCACCUGCGCUCUCCACAAGUCUCGCAAAAUCCACUGCUCCUCCCACGGCCUGCCCAAGAGCAAGUCCGUCUCGUACCCGAUCAGGAAGUCCUGGAGCGAGGGUUGCUUGGCCUUGGCCGCCGCGGCGGGGGCUGCUGGCUCCGCCGCCUCGUCGCCGUCGUCCUCUCCGGCGGUAGUCGCCGGAGGAAAGAUUCGCCGGCUCGGAUCGUGCGAAGAGGAGGAGGAGGACGGUGUCGUUUUCUUCAAGGUCGGGAAUUGAAUGUGUCGUUUUUGUCGGUGAGAUAAUUUGUUGGAGAAAUUUUGUAAUGGUUGAAACUUGGAAAGGGUUUUGAAGAAAUUAGACGGAUCUAUAUGUGUGGGGGUGUGAAAUGGAAAAUGGCGUUCUUGUAAUGAUGUUCAUCUAAAAUCCUUUUUCAAUUGUAUCUAUUUAGUUGUGUAAAUAUUGGUGUUCCUUUAUUGUUUAUUUUUUUCCCUUCAAACAAUUAAUAGUCUUAACAAUUUUUGUUCA
This is a messenger RNA of Morus notabilis, 749 nucleotides long. RefSeq lists its product as uncharacterized. The record is from RefSeq and is a predicted model, not a curated record. The transcript has a single exon. Bases 147 to 500 code for a protein of 117 amino acids. NCBI's taxonomy places the organism in Eukaryota, Viridiplantae, Streptophyta, Magnoliopsida, Rosales, Moraceae.